Molecule: messenger RNA, 2726 nt
Organism: Phoenix dactylifera (date palm)
Lineage: Eukaryota; Viridiplantae; Streptophyta; Magnoliopsida; Arecales; Arecaceae
Product: diacylglycerol kinase 1-like
Biological process (GO): phospholipase C-activating G protein-coupled receptor signaling pathway
Cellular component (GO): membrane
Molecular function (GO): ATP-dependent diacylglycerol kinase activity
Source: RefSeq, a predicted model, not a curated record
UAAUUGAGGGUUACUUCGUACACCAACGCUACUUUCUGAAAAGCGUUCAUCACCGAGAGUGGUAAUCGAAUCAUCGAAUUAGUAUAUGAGCGAGAGAAAGGGCGGAGGGGGAUGGGGACAAGUUUGGGGUGUUUUACUUCCAACGAUUUUGAUUUCGAUUUCGGGGACAUUUCCGUCGAAUCCAUCACCUCUGAAAGCCUUUCGCGAUUUUCCGCUAUUGCUUUGGUUUACUAUGAAUAUGAUCUUUGUCCUUUGAUCCAGAAGUUCUUCAGCAUUUCUCAAGCACAUUUACUUUCUAUAUCAUUUCAGUCAGUGAAUGUCUUGCCUCUGAGUUCUCUGAGGAAUGGAUGACCAUGGAGAAAAAUAUAGGAUGUCGCAUCAUAAAUGGAACAUCAUCCCAUCUGAUGCAGCAGAAUCUUGGAUCUUCUUUUUUGCUUGCCUUAUUGCUGCCUUAGUUGGAAUUUUAACGAUUUUCUACAGUAUCAAUCAACUGAAGCGAAAUUUUACUUUAAGCUUGAUGAAAACUAUUAAAGCAAGGUCUAGAAGGAAUCGGAAAUCAAAACAUAAAGCUCUUGUUGCUGCCCAUGUCUGGAAAAUAGAGUCUGCUUCUCGUGUAAAAGGUCUAAAGUGCUGUGCAUGUCUAGAGACCAUUUCUCCAUCACCAUCGCCUGGGCAGAGCAUUCACCGCUGUGAUGUUUGUGGUGCAGCUGCGCACUUGAAUUGCUCUUCAAAUGCACAUAAGGAUUGUAAAUGUGUAUCUAUGGCUGGUCUUGAACAUGUCAUCCAUCAAUGGGCUGUGCAGUGGAUAGAAAUAGCUGACCGACCUGAAGAAAUUUCUUUUUGUAGUUAUUGUGAAGAACCUUGUACUGGAUCUUUCCUUGGUAGCUUUCCAAUUUGGUCUUGUAUGUGGUGUCAACAGCUAGUACAUGUCGAUUGCCAUGCCAGCUUUGCAAAAGAAACGGGCGACAUUUGUGAUUUGGGUCCAUUUAAACGGCUUAUCUUAUCACCUCUCUUUGUAAAGGACUUGAACAGAACUGGAACUGGUGGGCUUCUGAGCUCUAUAACGCAUGGUGCAAAUGAGUUGGCAUCAACAGUACGGGAACGUAUCAGGAGUCGUAGUAAAAAGUAUAAGCAAAGCUCUGAAUUGCCUAUUGACUCAGCUCACAGCACUGGUGCUACAGACUCAUCCAUGGAGAGCGGAGGAGAUGGUCAUCAAACACUAAAGGGCUCUCAUGAAAAUGAUGAGCACUAUGAUGAUGUAACAGAAUCUAUGCAUCAAAGAGGUGAAAGUGAUGGCAAUGUGCAUGUAAGACCAAUUACAGAGAAAAUCACAUCAUUCACUCAACAUGAUGACUCUCGGGUAGGAAGCAAUCAGAGAUAUGAACUGAGUGAGUUGCCUCCUGAUGCUAGGCCAUUACUUGUUUUCAUCAACAAGAGAAGCGGUGCCCAACGUGGAGAUUCACUAAGGCUCCGUUUAAACAUUCUUCUAAAUCCUGUACAGGUAUUUGAGUUGAGUAGGGAUCAGGGACCAGAGAUGGGUCUGUCUUUCUUCAGAAAGGUACCUCGUUUCAGGGUUCUGGUUUGUGGUGGAGAUGGCACGGUGCGUUGGGUUCUAGAUGCGAUUGACAAGCAAAAAUUUGUAUGCCCACCCCCUGUUGCAAUUCUUCCAGCUGGUACUGGCAAUGAUCUUGCAAGAGUAUUAUCUUGGGGUGGUGGUCUUGGUUCCAUUGAGAGGCAGGGAGGUUUAUACACAGCUUUGAACCAUAUAGAACAUGCUGCAGUCACCAUUCUUGAUAGAUGGAAGAUAACAAUUGAAAGCAUGCAAUCCAAGCUUUCCCAACCUCCAAAAUUUAUGAACAAUUAUCUUGGGAUUGGGUGUGAUGCGAAGGUUGCUCUAGACAUUCAUAAUCUGCGGGAAGAAAACCCUGAAAAGUUCUACAAUCAGUUUAUGAAUAAGGUGCUUUAUGCAAAAGAAGGGGCAAAGAGUAUUAUGGAUAGGACAUUUUCAGAUUUUCCCUGGCAAAUCAGAUUAGAGGUAGAUGGAGUCGAGAUUGAAAUUCCUGAGGAUGUGGAAGGUGUACUUGUUGCCAACAUUGGAAGCUACAUGGGAGGGGUUGAUUUGUGGCAUAGUGAGGAUGACAAUUAUGAUGAUUUUCAGCCACAAUCCAUGCAUGACAAGAUGCUCGAAAUUGUCAGUUUUACUGGAACCUGGCAUCUUGGGAAACUUCAGGUCGGGCUUUCUCGAGCUCAGAAGCUGGCUCAAGGGCAUUUCGUCAAGGUCCAAAUCUUUUCUCCCAUGCCUAUUCAAGUGGAUGGAGAACCUUGGUUUCAGCAACCAUGUAAAAUAGAAAUAUCUCAUCAUAGCCAGGCCUUUAUGUUGAAGAGAGUGGCUGAGGAGCCUUUAGGUCAUGCAGUUUCUGUAAUCACUGAUGUUCUUGAAAAUGCUGAAUCUAGUGGUGUCAUCACCACUGCACAGAAGAGGGCACUCCUUCAAGAGAUGGCGGUGAGGCUUUCCUAGGAUCCUCCCCAUAGAAUCAGGUUUAUGUUCCCAAAUUUUGUAUAUUAGUCUUCUGAGGUUUGUUCAUUUUCUUUCUAGUAAGCAUUUACUUCCUUGAUGUCAGAAAGGUCAAAAUACAAACUUUUGCAGGUAUUUUGUAAAUACUGCAGUACUCCUAUGUAAAAUACUGGGGAAAAAAUACAGCUUACAAGAUUUUACCGUUUGUAUC